Molecule: messenger RNA, 1788 nt
Organism: Enhydra lutris kenyoni (northern sea otter)
Lineage: Eukaryota; Metazoa; Chordata; Mammalia; Carnivora; Mustelidae
Product: cystinosin, lysosomal cystine transporter
Exons: 11
Coding region: 101-1201 (366 amino acids)
Biological process (GO): L-cystine transport
Cellular component (GO): lysosomal membrane
Molecular function (GO): L-cystine transmembrane transporter activity
Source: RefSeq, a predicted model, not a curated record
AGGCUGCAGGGGGAAGCGGGUACAGUCCGAAACGGAUCCAGCGUCCGGUGUGGUCGGUUCCCUGAUCCUAGAGGAUCUCAGUUCUUUGAAAUUGAGGAACAUGAUAAGGAGUUGGCUGAUUAUUUUUAUCCUUCCCCUGAAGCUCAUAGAGAAGUGUGAGUCAACAGUCGACCUCACUGUCCCUCCCACUGUGAAGCUGGAAAAUGGAAGCUCAGCCAACGUCAGCAUCACCCUUCAGCAUCCAUUAAAUGCAACCUUGGUGAUCACUUUUCAAAUCACAUUUCGUUCAAAAAAUGUUACUAUCCUUGAGCUCCCCGAUGAAGUUGUGGUGCCUCCUGGAGUGACAGAUGCCUCUUUUCAAGUGACAUCUCAAAAUGUUGGACAAGUUACUGUUUAUCUGCACGGAAAUCAUUCCAACCAGACUGGCCCGAGGAUCCGCUUCCUUGUCAUCCACAGUGACGUCAUUAGCACCAUAAACCAGGUGAUUGGCUGGAUUUACUUUGUGGCCUGGUCCAUCUCCUUCUACCCGCAGGUGAUCACCAACUGGAGGCGGAAAAGUGUCGUUGGUCUAAGCUUUGACUUCGUGGCCCUGAACCUGACAGGCUUCGUGGCCUACAGCGUGUUCAACAUUGGUCUCCUCUGGGUACCCUCCAUUAAGGAGCAGUUUUUCCUCAAAUAUCCCAAUGGAGUGAACCCUGUGGACAGUAACGAUGUCUUCUUCAGUCUGCACGCAGUCGCCCUGACCCUGGUUGUCAUGGUGCAGUGUUUCCUCUAUGAGCAAGGCAACCAGCAUGUGUCCUGGCCUACCAUCAGUUUCCUGGUGCUCUCAUGGGUCUUCGUGCUCGUCACCAUGAUUUUGGCUGCAGUUGGGGUAAUCACAUGGCUGCAGUUUCUCUUCUGCUUCUCCUACAUCAAGCUCGCAGUGACGCUGGUCAAGUAUUUUCCGCAGGCCUACAUGAACUUUUACUACAAAAGCACCGAGGGCUGGAGCAUUGGUAACGUGCUUCUGGACUUCACUGGGGGCAGCUUCAGCCUCCUCCAGAUGUUCCUCCAGUCCUACAACAAUGACCAGUGGACACUGAUCUUCGGAGACCCAACCAAGUUUGGACUUGGCAUCUUCUCCAUCUUCUUCGAUGUGAUCUUCUUCAUUCAGCACUUCUGCUUAUACAGAAAUAAACCAGGGUAUGACCAACUGAACUAGCACCCAGGGACCCCAGCAUAAGUGGCCCCGGGUCCUGUGCCCACCAGGAAGGUUGGGGCAGAGCCUGGAGCGCAGGGCUGGCUCAGUGUGCUGACAGUGUUGCAAGUGCUCUCUUCCUCAAGGUCAAACACCUGACACACAAACCAGCCUGCCCUCUGCCAGAACUGUCCCAGGCCAGGCUGGGAGGAGCUUCCCUCUGAGACAGAUGGCUGACUCUGCUUUGAGAUGGAAAACCACACCACUGACGGCCCCUCCCAGGCCUUGCCAGCCGGGUAUCUGGCCCUCCUGCGUCUUGAUGCCGCCGUCUCUAUUUUCUUUAAGGCUUCAGGCAGCACACAUGGGUUCUGACAGCCGUCCCAGGCAGGAUUGGGUGCUGAGCUUGGAGCCGAAGGCCUUGACCUAAGUGACCAGUGUUUCUGGGAGCAGCUUGAAAGACUGAUCCCGCAGUUGUGAGCCAAGGGUGCUUUGCUGCCACUGGUGUGUUCCCAGAGACCCAAGCAGCCAGGUGGUGUGGCCAAUGGACUCAGAGGUGCUGGUGCUGGUGGCAGAGGGGACAGGACUUUUGGGAUUAGGCCCUGGGGGGGGGG